Molecule: messenger RNA, 1928 nt
Organism: Phlebotomus papatasi
Lineage: Eukaryota; Metazoa; Arthropoda; Insecta; Diptera; Psychodidae
Gene: Cpr73D
Exons: 4
Coding region: 250-1674 (474 amino acids)
Cellular component (GO): chitin-based extracellular matrix
Molecular function (GO): structural constituent of chitin-based larval cuticle
Source: RefSeq, a predicted model, not a curated record
UCGCGGGAAAAUUCAGCUAGAGAGGCUCAGAAGAGGGAUUCAUCAUAUUUAAAGACUCAUCCGUGAGACCAGAAGCAGUCAUUUGAAUCUUAGCACUUGAGAUAGUUGGAAGUAUAUUUAAGUGAAUUAACUAACGUGUGAAUAUAAUUGUGAUUUGUGUCAGAAUCAUCUGUGUUGUGAUCUCUGAGGAUUACUUAAUGCCAUCUCAAAGAGGAUUUCAGUGUUGUUGAUUUGUUUUGCUCUACAAAAAUGAGAGGACUUUUAGUGAUCUUUUUGGUGAUUUUGUGCCAAAUUUCUAGUGUUUUUCCUGAUGCUGCAACGGAUUUUAACAAUGUUAAUCCUGAUGGGUCAUUCAAUUUUGGUUUGAGCACCAACGACAACGGUGGUCACUAUCAUAUGGCCAGUGGGAAUCCCAAGACAAUCAUCAGAGGACGAUAUGGAUCCAGGAAUCCCUCAACGAGACGGAUUGAAGAGACUGUCUACACAGCUGGUCCGCGUGGAUUCCGGGCACGUGGCCCGUCAAUUGCGAGAAAAAUGGAUCUUUCACAGAUCCGCAGGGGUCCUAUUGGGAGCCCUGAUGAUCCUCUAGCGGAUCCUUUUGAUGAUCCCAGCUACAGUUUCGGCUUCAAAACACCUACCUACACUCGCCAGGAAGAUGCAGAUCCCAAUGGCCGAGUCAAGGGGUUGUAUUCCUUUGUGGAUGAUGUUGGGGAGAAGCAUCUUGUCCGAUAUGCAGCAGGAAAAGAUGAAGGAUUCAAUGUAAUCAACUCUUUUCCUGAUGCACCAAAUUAUGUAAAGUACAGUUCACAGCUGUACAAGUCUCCCAAUAAAAGAGCCAGGGGUAGAAUAGCAAUGCAACGAGGACCUGGAGGCCAAUACAACUUCAUCUCAUCUGGACCAGAUCAGAGGAGGUCUGAAAGUAGUGGUCCUGAUGGUAUAGUUCGCGGUUCUUACUCAUAUCUUGACGAUAAAGGUGUUCAGAGAACAGUUCAAUACAUCGCAGGUGCAGGAAUAGGCUACAAAAUUGUUCAGAGUACAACAGGUCCUGGAACUCAUAAUCUUCCUCGGCCAGCUAUUCCUGAAUUUGGUGUCCUUACUCCAGAGUCUAACGAUUUAGGUCGAGAUACUCCACACUUUAAUGACGAUGGUGUUUUUACAACAGCUUCAACUGGCCAUGGUGUGACUCCUAGGCCUUCUCGCCCGUCGCCCAGACCCACCCUUGGUAGUCCGUCUUUGGGUGAUGUGGGUGGAUAUGGCGAUAAUGAUUUGGGUGACGAUGGACCAGCGUUUUUUGAUGGGAAUAACAAUGCUUAUGACAAUGUGCCAGAUGGUAGGGAUCCCAAUGCCAUCGUCCCAUUACCUCCGCGUUCUGGAAGACCUCCCUACCGACCACGAGGAAGAGGCAGUACCCCAGCUAGACGUAGUUCAGAAGAAGAUGAUUAUACAGAUCUGCCAGGAGUUACACCGAGCAUAAUUGAUGCUACUGGUACGGAUUUGGGGGAUGAAGAUGGUUUCGGUCCAGGUCCAAACCCUAGCUUCGAUCGUGAUCGUCCUCCCUUGCCAUCAGGAGUAGCCGUUAGGGCGCAUGUGCAGAAUAUUGACCUUAUUCCAGAAGGUGGAAGACCACCAUCCCCUGGGGAAGCCCUUCUGCUCGAUGAACAGCGAAAUCUGUGAUUAGAGACUCACCCAUAACCUGAUCAUUUAUCACUCAAUACUCUGUAGAUCACUGAAUGAAAUCUGACAGGGAUUUGGACCAGUGAUGAUACAUUGCCCUAGUGGCCUAGUGUUUAAAUUUGAUUUAUCUUACAGUGUCUUGCUUUCGUCGAUAAAUUUAAUUAUACAUUUAAUUAGGGUAUGCAUGUUUUUGUAAAGAAUUUUAAAAUUUAAUAUUAUCGCUAUAAAAAGAAUAAAUUUUAAUUUAAUAAGUA